AUGGAGCCACCGAACCCACCUGGUGGCCAUGGUCAUCCCUCUCGAAGUGGCCCUAAUAAACAACGACCAGGUGAUCUACUUACACCAUCCGCGACUGAAUCUUCAGGAGAAUCAGACCCUGUUAUCACGGUACUAUCUGCCAGAUAUCGCGCAGCUUGGCCCCAACUUCGCCCCAGACCAUUUGAAUGGUCGCAAACCGCACUACCGACUCCCGUCGAGAAACGUCGAGGCGAAAUCGAAUGGCAGGCCAGGAGAAUACUUCGCGAACAUCGUCUGUUUAACGAUAACGGAUACGACGAUGUGGAGCUUAUACACCAGCAGAUGGCAUCGCAGCCAUGCACAAGCGUCCCGACAAUUGCAAUCAAUGUACCCUGGUCCGAAGACAAGAAACGCCUCUGGGAAUCAGCUAUUCAAGGAAUUGCUGUGGAAUUAUACAAGAUGUAUAAAGACUCCGACUUCAAUUAUGAGGAUAUCCACAUUGAUAUGCAGUCACCAGAGCUUACCCAGACUAUUUACUAUGGCCCAGUCAAUCGCGAAAGUCUAUGCAGAACUUGGGAUACUAUCAGAGAGAUUGUCUACCAGCGCCUCGAAUCGUUUAAAGCAACGGCUGGCUGCAUGACCUCGAUAUGUCUUUUCAACUAUGGCUUGCAGGACAUCGAUAAUAACCCACCUACUAUUUACAUAGCGGUGGAUUAUAAGUCCUCUGAGAUAGGAUGGUCUCAAGUCGUGAACGACAUCAAAUCGAACAUCAGCCGGCACAAUCGAGAAUGGGCGGGUGUCAAUAUGCACAUUGAACACAACGUCGGGAUGAACUAUGGCUACGACUAUCUGGAACCGACAUCUGAUGAAAUCAAUAAUGAAGACGCAAAGAAAAACAAGUUCGUUACUGGCGAUUAUCAGCAAAUAAUAAAACCUGGAGAUGAGUUUGGAGCAGAGACAUACAUUGUUCGCAGCGAUGGGGUUAAGGAAACUGCAGGAGUCGGGACCAUCGGCUGUUUCGUUGAGAUCAAGACAAAGAACAAUCCAACUUGGACACGAUACGCCCUUACCAAUUACCACACUGUUCGCUCAGCCUUACCUGGUUUUCGCCUCGAGCUUGUUGGUGACGAAACAAAGCCUGCACCGCCAGAGCUGAACAGCGAUUGCUGGAGGGUUGAUCUGGAAGGCUAUUUUCCUACGCAUAAUGCGCAACCUGUGUCUUUUGGGAGCCCGUCUCGGACUAGGCACAACUUCACUCUCGGGUACCUCAAAAAUUCAAUUAAAGAAGACAACCAAGUGAUCGAGGACCUGAAGGUCAAGCUACAGACUGCCAAGUCUAACAGGUCUACCCAAAAAACGAUCGAAAGGCUACAGGAGAGUAUCCAGAAGGCCAGAAGCCAAGGACAACAGAAGGAUGCCUUUUUCAAUGAUGGCAAGCAUGUACUUGGUACAUUGUUUGCUGCUUCGGGGUACAAGCGCAGAGCUUCGCACGGUUCUUUCAAGAUGAGGCUUGAUUGGGCAUUGAUAAAUGUCCAUGGUAACCGUCAAGGCCCGAACAUCCUACCAUCAGGUGAAGCUUGGGAACGCAAGUAUCCUGGCAGGCACUUGGCACAGCCAACUAGGACUUUUGAUGAAUCUCUUCAGCGGCAGUCCAACCCAUUCGGCCCCGGCUUUAAUUCGCUCGUUUUCAAAGUUGGUGGGACUACAGGCCUAACGAUCGGCAAAUACCACCGGACCAAAUCGUCGUGCACAAUGGCAGAGGAUGCUCACGUUAAGCGCUUCAUGGCAAAGGACUACGAGUCAACCGAGUACGUCGUCCAGCCAGUCUUGAUGGACAGCGACGGCCAACUUAAGUUUUGCGCACACGGCGACUCGGGUUCAGUGGUUUUCGAUAGAGAUGGAGGGGUACUGGGGCUUUUCUUUAGAGGAUCGAAGCCUCGAAACUCCGCUGAUGCUGGGUAUGGACAUCAUAGCGUUCUCAAAGGGGGGUAUAACGGAGAUUCGGGUAGUUGA
This is a messenger RNA of Fusarium graminearum PH-1, 1992 nucleotides long. RefSeq lists its product as uncharacterized. The transcript is spliced from 2 exons. Bases 1 to 1992 code for a protein of 663 amino acids. The record is from RefSeq and is a predicted model, not a curated record. Lineage: Eukaryota; Fungi; Ascomycota; Sordariomycetes; Hypocreales; Nectriaceae.